Syngnathoides biaculeatus (alligator pipefish) is the source of this 1401-nucleotide messenger RNA. It is a transcript of the gene taco1, whose product is annotated as translational activator of cytochrome c oxidase 1. The coding region runs from base 377 to 1207 and encodes 276 amino acids. The record is from RefSeq and is a predicted model, not a curated record. The transcript is spliced from 5 exons. Lineage: Eukaryota; Metazoa; Chordata; Actinopteri; Syngnathiformes; Syngnathidae. Gene Ontology annotation, cellular component: mitochondrion.
UUUGUGUUGGUUUAUGUCCACAUUUAGUGUAAACAUCGCUUAAAAAAAUAAUCAAACAUGUCCAUGAAUAAAAUUAACCAAUAGUUGAGAAUAUCACAUGUAUUUCGUACUACGGAAGCCCGGCAGUGGGCUGCGAAUGGGGUCACGAUAACCCGGAAGUAACGGGAUAGCAACAAGGACAUGGUCACGCCACUAGUGUGUAAUUUGUAAGUUUUUUUUUUUUUUUUUUUUUAAAGUAAAAGCAGUCUUCUGCUGUGCAUUUUGUCCGGAAACGUUAGCAUAGUGUAGAUGACAGCGCGUUUGUGCGAAAUGUUAGAACAAUGUGACUGGUGUCAGUAACAAGCUAUCCAGCUAGCGUGUGCGUGUGUGAAAGGCAAUGGCCGGGCGGGUGGUGCUCGGUUUUCUCCGGACCCUCCGACCCGCGGAUCGGGUGUGGACGAGUCCACCUGUUCGGGGUGUGCACCUCAGCGCCGCCUUUUGCGCCGGUCACAACAAGUGGUCCAAAGUGAAACACAUUAAAGGCCCUAAAGAUGAGGCGAGGGGGCGAAUGAUUGCAAAGUUUGUCAUGAUGAUAAAGAUUGCUGUGAAAGAGGGUGGACCCAAUCCGGACAUGAACGUCAAUUUAGCCCAACUCCUGGAGCAAUGCAGGAACAAGAACGUGUCAAAAGCAUCCAUCGAGACCGCAAUCAAGAAUGCGGAGAAGGCCAAGCCGGCGUCGCGGCACGUGUUUGAAGCUCGGGGACCGGGCGGAUGCCUUCUGCUCAUCGAAGUCCUGACCGAAAACACCGCACGCAGCCAGCAGGAUGUCCGGCGAAUCCUCAGUAGAAACGGGGGGAUGUUGUCAGAGGGCGCCCGCCAUAACUUCACCAGGAGGGGCGUGGUGGUCGUGCCGGGCCGGGACGUCACAUCCGAGCGAGCGCUGGAGCUGGCCAUCGAGGCCGGCGCUGAGGACGUAGCGGAGACGCAGGACGAGGAGGACGACGCGCCCCUCCUGCAGUUUAUUUGUGACAACGCGGACACGUGGAAGGUCCGGACAGCCCUCGAGCAGCUCGGGACGAAGGUGACGUCGGCCGGCUCCGAGUUCGUCCCCCGCGUCCUGAUGCCUCUGGACCCGGAGCAGCUGGAGGCGGCUUCGGCGCUCAUCGAAGCCCUCAGCGACUGCCCGGAGGUGCUCCGCGUCUGGGACAACAUCCGGCCUGAGAGCUGAGAGACUUUACGGACACUUUUGGAUAUCGGUCGCGUGUAAUACCUCGACGCGGAGUGGUCGAGAGACGCUUUCCUGGAAAGAAAGACCACGAAACAGUCGACCUGAUCUGAUCCUGUUCAUCAUUCAACUCUGGUGGGGAGGGAAAAAAAAAAACAAGCAAAAAAAAAAAAAAACAGCAAAAAUGAUAUUAAAAC